GGCCAGCGCGGCGCCCGGCUGGGCUGCGGGCGGGAUGCGCGCUGGGCUGCGCGCGCGGGGCUAGGGCGCGCCGGGCUCUGCACACCGGCCCCGCUCCGCCGCCGUCACCAUGAAGAAGCAGUUCCACCGCAUGCGCCAGCUGGCCAACCAGACGGUGGGCAGGGCAGAGAAGACAGAAGUUUUAAGUGAAGAUCUUCUUCAGGUGGAGAAGCGGCUGGAACUAGUGAAGCAGGUGUCACAUAGCACACACAAGAAGCUCACUGCGUGUCUCCAAGGCCAGCAAGGGGCAGAGGCGGACAAACGAUCUAAAAAAUUGCCUUUGACAACAUUGGCUCAGUGUUUGAUGGAAGGGUCUGCUAUCCUGGGAGAUGACACUCUUCUUGGGAAAAUGCUCAAACUCUGUGGAGAGACAGAGGACAAGUUGGCUCAGGAACUGAUUCAUUUUGAAUUGCAAGUAGAGAGAGAUGUGAUUGAGCCCCUAUUUUUACUGGCUGAAGUGGAAAUCCCAAAUAUUCAAAAACAGAGGAAGCAUUUAGCAAAGUUGGUGCUGGACAUGGAUUCUUCACGGACAAGGUGGCAACAGACUUCCAAGUCUUCAGGUUUGUCCAGCAGCUUACAGCCUACAGGUGCCAAAGCUGAUGCCCUCAGGGAAGAAAUGGAGGAGGCUGCCAACAGAGUGGAGAUUUGCAGGGACCAACUUUCAGCUGACAUGUACAGCUUUGUGGCCAAAGAAAUUGACUAUGCAAACUACUUUCAGACGCUAAUAGAAGUGCAAGCUGAAUACCACAAGAAAUCAUUGACACUCUUACAAGCAGUGUUGCCUCAGAUAAAAGCACAACAGGAGGCGUGGGUAGAGAAGCCUUCCUUCGGGAAGCCCCUGGAGGAACACCUCUUGAUCAGUGGCCGGGAGAUCGCCUUCCCCAUUGAGGCCUGUGUGACGAUGCUGCUGGAAUGUGGGUUGCAGGAAGAGGGACUUUUCCGAGUAGCUCCAUCUGCCUCCAAGCUAAAGAAGUUGAAAGCUGCUUUGGACUGCUGUGUGUUGGAUGUGCAGGAGUACUCGGCAGACCCCCAUGCCAUUGCAGGCGCUUUGAAAUCUUACCUCCGAGAAUUACCAGAACCACUCAUGACUUUUGAACUUUAUGAUGAGUGGAUUCAGGCUUCUAAUAUCCAGGAGCAAGACAAGAGACUUCAGGCUCUGUGGAAUGCCUGUGAAAAAUUACCCAAGGCUAAUCACAACAACAUCCGAUACUUGAUCAAGUUUUUAUCCAAGCUUUCAGAAUAUCAAGAUGUAAACAAGAUGACUCCCAGUAAUAUUGCAAUUGUGUUAGGACCCAAUCUCUUAUGGCCACAAGCAGAAGGGAACAUCACAGAGAUGAUGACUACAGUCUCCUUGCAGAUUGUUGGGAUUAUUGAGCCCAUCAUCCAGCAUGCAGACUGGUUCUUCCCUGGAGACAUAGAGUUCAACAUCACGGGGAACUAUGGGAGCCCAGUACACGUGAACCACAAUGCCAACUACAGCUCCAUGCCUUCCCCCGACAUGGACCCUGCUGACCGGCGCCAGCCCGAGCAGGCCCGCCGGCCCCUCAGUGUUGCCACAGACAAUAUGAUGCUGGAAUUUUACAAAAAGGAUGGCCUUAGGAAAAUUCAAAGCAUGGGCGUGAGGGUCAUGGACACGUCCUGGGUGGCCCGAAGAGGCUCCUCUGCCGGCCGGAAAGCAGCCUGCGUGCCGCCCCCUGUGCAGCCGCCCGCCCCGCCUGCCGACCCGCCGUCCCUGCCCCAAGGCCCCGCAGAGCCCGCGCUGCCCACGGCCAGCCUGGGCCUCCAGCCCGGGCCCGAGCGGACCAGCACUUCUAAAAGCAAGGAACUUUCUCCAGGAUCUGGCCAAACAGGAAGUUUGGGCUCCAGCCAGGGGACACCCAGUGCAGGGAUGCAACCAGGGACGCAGCCAAGUGCCAAUCCCAGCCUGUCACCUGCAGAUCAGAGCCCACAGACCCUCCGGAAAGUUUCCAAGAAGCUGGCACCAAUUCCACCCAAGGUCCCCUAUGGCCAACCAGGGGCUAUGGCUGACCAGUCCAGCAGCCAGCCUUCCCCACUCAGCCUGUCCCCAACCCCACCCAGCACCCCUUCGCCCUAUGGACUGAGCUACCCUCAGGGGUACUCCCUGGCACCAGGCCCACUCUCCCCCGCUGCAACUCCUUCCCUGGCUUCUCCUUCAGGUUUCACAAGCACUUUAACCAAAUCGCGGCCCACCCCUAAGCCCCGACAGAGACCCACUCUGCCGCCGCCUCAGCCUCCCACGGGAAGCCUCUCCGCCUCUAGCCCACAGUCUGCGGAGCACCCCGUGCUGGAUGGCAUGUCCCCUGUGGAAAGCAUGUCUACAGACCUUGUCCACUUUGAUAUCCCCUCCAUCCACGUAGAGCUUGGGUCAACACUCCGCCUGAGUCCUCUGGAGCACGUGCAGCGACACUCAGUGACGGAGAAGAGAGAUUCAGAGGAAGAGUCUGAGAGCACCGCCCUCUGACCUGGCGCCCCGCCCCAAGGUGUACAUACAGACUCGGCCAAGAGCACCCCUGGGCUCGCCAAGUGUUCUUCGUCGGCUCCUUGCUGUCACUACCAACAUUAGGUUGGAGUUUGUGCAGAAAAUUGCCCUCUCCAGCCUGCGUGGCAUAUGUAGGUGGUGCAGAUUGUUUGUUCCUGUUGGGUGGUAACUUUGGCCAUUUGUUUGAUCUUUGCCUUUUGA
Sorex fumeus (smoky shrew) is the source of this 2740-nucleotide messenger RNA. RefSeq names its product Rho GTPase activating protein 44 (gene ARHGAP44). The record is from RefSeq and is a predicted model, not a curated record. The transcript is spliced from 21 exons. Gene Ontology annotation, biological process: regulation of dendritic spine morphogenesis; neurotransmitter receptor transport, endosome to postsynaptic membrane; modification of dendritic spine. The coding region runs from base 110 to 2521 and encodes 803 amino acids. Gene Ontology annotation, cellular component: leading edge membrane; intracellular anatomical structure; cytoplasm. NCBI's taxonomy places the organism in Eukaryota, Metazoa, Chordata, Mammalia, Eulipotyphla, Soricidae. Gene Ontology annotation, molecular function: protein binding; GTPase activator activity.